AUGCCACCAGCAAAGAAGAGAAAGACCCGAGCGUCUGCCAAAAAGGAAGAAGAAGCCGAGAAAGCCGAAGCUGCAACAGUAGAUCAACCUGCACCAACAGAACCCGAACCAGAAAAAACAAUCAACCCCGAGCCGGAAGCCGAUGCAACAGUGACUGCCUCCGAGCCUGCGGACACAACCACCGCAGCAUCAUCAUCUACGGAGAAUGACGCGGCAGCCAGAGCCCAAGAGCGUAUGGCCCGCUUCAAAGCCCUACAAGCCCGCGCGAAAACAUCGGCAGAGAAGAACCACAAAGAAGUCACGCAUGAGGCGCAACGUCUAGCCACCGACCCCAACCAGCUCACUGCGAUCCGCCGUAAGCACGCGAUCGCGUCGCACAAGCUGCUCAAAGCGGAUGUUGAGGAUGCCGGUGGCGACUUUGAGCGCAAGCGGGCGUGGGACUGGACCGUUGACGAGAGCGAGAAGUGGGACAAGCGGAUGAAGAAGAAGGACGCGCACCGCGACGACAACGCCUUCCAGGACUACCGCCGCGAGUCGCAGAAGGUGUACAAGCGACAGCUCAAGAAUAUGGCGCCGGACUUGGAGCGAUACACGAAAGACAAGCUGGCUGCGAUCGAAAAGGCGGCCGCGCAAGGAAGCCUAGAGAUUGUCGAAACCGAGGACGGAGAAAUGAUCGCUGUUGACAAGGAUGGCACAUUUUACUCAACGGCGGAUAGCACAUCUUUUGCGGAGAACAAACCCGACAAGGAGGCCAUCGAUCGCUUGGUCAACGAUAUGAAGAAGGCAGACGCGGUGGCAGCGAAGAAGAGGCGGGAGCGGAUGGCAAAGAAUGGAGAUGAUGCCGACGUCACAUACAUCAACGAGAAGAACAAGCAGUUCAACCAGAAGCUUGACAGGUUCUACAACAAAUACACGGCGGAGAUAAGAGACAGUUUCGAGAGAGGCACGAUGAUAUGA
Molecule: messenger RNA, 957 nt
Organism: Phaeoacremonium minimum UCRPA7
Lineage: Eukaryota; Fungi; Ascomycota; Sordariomycetes; Togniniales; Togniniaceae
Product: putative syf2 splicing factor protein
Exons: 1
Coding region: 1-957 (318 amino acids)
Cellular component (GO): Prp19 complex; catalytic step 2 spliceosome; post-mRNA release spliceosomal complex
Source: RefSeq, a predicted model, not a curated record